GAUAUUAGUGUAGUCAGAAUAAUGAUGGCGCCUCUGCUCCUGCAAGUCAAUGCCUCUUAUUAAUCUCUUGUUGACGCUUUCCCUCCCCCGUGGCCCCCACCAUUCUCCUCCUCCUCUUCCCUCCCCCACCCUCCCCUCCCCACGCGUCUUCCCCACCCCUCUAUUUUCCCUUUCCAUUCUCCAGCGCGUGACAUUGCUCACCGUAAACAAAGACACACACCAAGGUCUGGUCUUUGCCACAUUUCUCACCAAAACACGCACCAAGUAGCAAACUCUCUUCUCCUCAUCAUCUUCGUCUUGUGCUCUCUCAACCCUCAGCUCUCAACUCAAUCAUCCAUGGCUUCUGUAUCUCCCAGGCACCAAGAGAACACUAAUGCCAACCCCUCUUCUCCUUUCGUCACUUCUCCCCCCGUCGCCGGCAACGGAGUCCAGCCCCACCAAGUUGCCCCUCCGAAGCCCAUCACCAGAUCCGAAUCCGCCGCCCCUUAUCCCACUACCUUCGUCCAGGCCAAUACCUCCUCCUUCAAGCAGGUUGUCCAAAUGCUCACCGGAUCCUCCGACACCGUCAAGCACGCCUCCGCUUCCAAGCCCGCCUCCGAUUCCAAGACCCACAUCCCCCCGAUCAAAUCCAUCCCCAAGAAGCAGCAGCAGCAGCAGCAAUCCGGCUUAGAGCUCUACAAGCGCAGGAAAUCCCUCAAGAAUCUCAACAUCAGCCCCUUGAUUCCUUCUUUCGGGUCCGGAUUUUCGCCCCGAAAGCCCGACAUCCUCUCCCCCAGCAUCCUUGACUUUCCGUCCCUCGUCCUCAGCCCCGUCACGCCGCUCCUCCCCGACCCCUUUGAUCGCUCCGCCCCCGGGACCGGAAGCCCUGGCUUGGAUAGGGAGGCGGAGGAGAGAGCCAUCAAAGAGAAGGGUUUUUUCUUGCAUCCUUCGCCGGGGACCACUCCCAGGGAUGCCGAGCCUCGAUUACUGUCUCUGUUCCCGACCACAUCUCCCAGAGCUUCAGGUUCUUCAUCAUCUUCUUGAUUCAAUUUUUUUGGGGUGCAAGAUUAUCAUAUAUAUAUAUAUAUAUAGAUGAACGGGCAUUGGAUAGGAGGAGGAGGAGGAGGAGGAAGAGGAGGAGGGAUGACAUUUGUAAUAACGGAGGAAUUAAUGUUUUGCUUCGUCCAUUGUUUGUAUAAUAGUAACUUUUUUGUUCUGGUCAAUAAAACUCUCUUGUGAAUUAGAAGGAAGGUUGGUCAAUGGUUAGUUAGUUACCACAUUUACUGGGUUUCCUUUACAGUCAAAUUCUUCAGUUACUACUUACUACUAUUUCGUCAUGGCCUGGUGGGCAUUAAUAAUUGACCCAAUAAGGAAUUUAUUGAAGUUGAUAAACUAGCUAUUUAGAUGUGAAGAAUAAAUGCAGAGAGUGGAGAGGGUGGGUGAGAAAAGAAAAAAGAGGUAUUGGAUUGGAAGAAGAUGAAUGGAGUUGGUGAGAAGCAUUGUAAAAUGAAGGAAUCUAGAGGAGAGACUUUGAUGUGUUUCAGAUUAAUCUCAGAACGUGAGAGAGAGAGAGAGAGAGAGACCCAGGCAUGCAUCCAGCUGGGUUGGACGCCAUUUCUAGUCGCCAGCUCUCAAUUGGAUCAAAUUAGAUGACAACGAAAACAACAUUCAAAACUAAACGUUGAUGGAUUAAUUCAUGGGUGAUGGUGGGUGAUUACAUUAAUGGGGAAAUUGAAAUAGAAAGGAGAACAUGUGCCAUGUUCUGAAUCCUACUGGCAUGAAGAUGCCCCAUUUCAAAGGUCGUCUUCUUCUUCUCUCUCUCUCUCUCUAUCAGCGUUUGGAGGAAAUAGACGAGAGAGAGAGGGAAAGUGUGUGUGUCUCGCAAGUGGUGGGUUUUCAUUUGGAAACGAACAAGAAUUUUUAUCAUUAUUCAUAUCUAUGAUGAUUCCUUUGUGAUUUUCUUUCACAUGGCUUUGAUAUUUCUAUUAUUUUAUUUCUUAUUUGAUUUGACCACACAUCCAUCAUGUCAUAUUUGACUAUCUCUCUUUGAAUUCUUGAACGCUGCCAUUAUUACUUCCUUAUUGCUUCUUAA
Prosopis cineraria is the source of this 2071-nucleotide messenger RNA. RefSeq names its product VQ motif-containing protein 4-like. The coding region runs from base 337 to 1023 and encodes 228 amino acids. The record is from RefSeq and is a predicted model, not a curated record. The transcript has 3 exons. NCBI's taxonomy places the organism in Eukaryota, Viridiplantae, Streptophyta, Magnoliopsida, Fabales, Fabaceae.